AUGUCAGCGAGAACAAGCAGGGAGGCAGGCGCCUCCAGGGUGAUGGGAGGUCGGAGUAGUAUGGAUGGAAAGUCCGGGACAGGAACAGGGUAUUUGGAACAGCUGAACUCGCCAAGCAUUCAGAAGCUCAUGCACUCGGACGCUUCCACGACAGCACUAUUGGAGAGGUUGAAGAUGUCCCUAGUGACUUGCGUGGAGUUCACGAAGUUCAUAAGAAAGAAAUACUUGCUAGAAGAGGGCCAUGCGCAGGAGAUGGGCAAGGCUUAUAAGAACUUCUUUCCGGAGGGCGGUGAGUGCAGCUUGCAGAAUAGCAUACAUAAGGUUUUGGAGUAUGACGGAAAACUUGCGCAGGUGAAACUUUCAUAUGUUGCUGCGUUGCAGAAGAUGUACGAUGAGUUAACGUCGCUUCUUGCAUCCAUGACUAAAAUGCGCAAAUCCCUCAAGGAGAGCAGUCGGCGGUUGGAAAAAGAGGUCGCAGAUGCUAUACAUAGCGCCGAAAAGGCAAAGGCAAGAUAUAUGUCCUUGUGCAUGGAUUGGGAGAAGCUCAAGCUUGUAGAUCCUGCAAAGACGAAGUUGACAUUGCGGGGCUCAAAGACCACUCGAGAGCAGGAAGAGGACCUUAUUAGAAAGAUUGAUAACGCAGACAUGGACUAUAAGCAAAAAGUUGAUCAUUCGACGUCUCUUCGUAAUACUUACGUGUCUAAAGAGCGUCCUAAAAUAGUAUCGGAGUUGAAGGAUUUGAUUUUGGAAUUAGAUACGGCCAUAUCGAUACAACUUCAGAAGUAUACCAUCUGGACAGAAAAUUUGAUUUUGAAUAGCGGUGUAACCAUCAUCCCAUUCGAGGGCUCAUCGGGUAGCAUGAAGGAUAAAGCUGCUUCUGUGAACGCUCCCCAGGACUUGUUUGAAUAUCUGGAGGCGUAUUGUAAGAAUAAUGACUUGAUGAAAAAGAACCUCGUUCCAGUGGACUACAGGAAACACCCGUCGAUGAUUAGGCAUAAUGCUUCUCCUCACCCAUCCGGAAUUGGUAUUCAAAGCACUUACGGAAACCACUCUAAGGGGGGUAUGCCCACUGCGAACGAAUCUCCGUUCGAAGUGAAGCACACUCCUCCCACGACACCCAAUAGUACGAAAGUGUCAGGGGGGAGUGGAUAUUCGUCUGGCACAGUUAUUACUACUCCAGGAAAUAACAAAAAGAAAACAAUGAUGGAUGUCCUGGGACCUGCACAGGAUAAGCAAGGUAAUAAUAGUUCGAAAUUCGGCACUCUAGACCCUGGGUCUAGGAGGCCGGGUCCUGGCCAAUCAACCCUUGCGAACACUCUAGCCGUAUCACUGGGUACCGACCGCCAGAAGUCAAAGGAUGAAGCUGGUCCAAUCAUUCCAGCUGGGUCGCGGUUGACAAAAACUUUCUCUGUUCCUCUAGAGCACCUUGCAGAAUACGAGCAAGACCUGGUGCCUGCAAUAGUCCGGCAAUGUAUCUACAUCAUCGACAAGUAUGGGUUGUAUUUGGAAGGAAUUUACCGCAGGUCCGCAAAUGUUCUAGAGGUGAGCAGGUUGAAAGAAGAAAUAGAUAGAGACCCUUCGAACAUAUCAAUGUUACUACCUUCCAAAAACUACACCGAUUCAGAUAUUUAUCUGGUAAGCUCUCUCUUGAAGACCUUUUUUGCUAGUCUUCCAGACCCUCUUCUCCCCAGCUCAAUGGCCGAUGAGAUCAAAACGUGUUUGUCUAUUGAAAAUCCAGUAACAAGAAAGAAUUUCAUGCAUGGAUUAAUAUAUAAACUACCUGACUGUCAAUAUUGGACAAUGAGAGCUUUAAUAUUCCACUUGAAGCGUGUGCUAGAUCGACAAGAAAAAAAUCGGAUGAACCUGAAGGCUUUAUGUAUCAUAUGGGGGCCUAGCUUAGUGCCUCCUCGUGAAGACGAUAUUAAUGAUGUAAACUAUCAAAUCAACACAAUGGAGGUACUAUUUGAUGUUGCCGAUCAGGCAUUUGAACCAGAAUGA
This is a messenger RNA of Eremothecium gossypii ATCC 10895, 1998 nucleotides long. RefSeq names its product GTPase-activating protein RGD1 (gene RGD1). The record is from RefSeq and is marked provisional. Gene Ontology annotation, cellular component: cytoplasm. Bases 1 to 1998 code for a protein of 665 amino acids. Gene Ontology annotation, biological process: signal transduction; regulation of GTPase activity. The transcript has a single exon. Lineage: Eukaryota; Fungi; Ascomycota; Saccharomycetes; Saccharomycetales; Saccharomycetaceae.